Hypanus sabinus (Atlantic stingray) is the source of this 3267-nucleotide messenger RNA. RefSeq lists its product as uncharacterized. NCBI's taxonomy places the organism in Eukaryota, Metazoa, Chordata, Chondrichthyes, Myliobatiformes, Dasyatidae. The coding region runs from base 480 to 1196 and encodes 238 amino acids. The transcript is spliced from 6 exons. The record is from RefSeq and is a predicted model, not a curated record.
GUAAGAUCUGUAUGGAAAGUCCAGACAGAAACUACUUGCGACGGCGAGGGAAGGUUCACACAUUCUCUGUAAUUCUGUCUGUGUUUGCUGCAUUUGUCCUAGUCCCAUCUCCUCCCGCUGACCGACUUGUACCAGACCGGUGAGGAGCUGUGCAACCAGAACUGCGGACUGCCUCAUUAACCCCGGAUCAUCCGGACCUGUCUAUCUGUAAUCAGCGACUGACUCUCCAUAACCGAAUAGUCCUGGGAGCAGCAGCACCGGCUGAAUUCUCGGUGCAUGGUCGGCACAUUUGUCAUCCAGACAGCACUGAACUCCGACUGGUUUCAACAUCAGAGGUAAAUUCUGUCUCCGAUUCUGCAACUCACUGAGAGUUUACAGCGGGGCUCGGCUUUUGUCGGGACUGGAAAUCCACACCGAACUAAACUCCGACCGGUUUCAACAUCAGAGAGCAUCAGAAACUGAUCACACCUGUCCUCAAAAUGAGUCAAGCUCCGAGCAGUGGAGGCGAUCCAGUGACGUCACCAUCGGGAAAGGACACGGUCCCGUGCUCAGUGAUCACCGAGCUCCUGGCAAGCUGGGACGAUUUCCAGCUGCUGCAGUUGACGGACUUCUACCGGGACGGGCUGGAGCAGGCGAUGGAAGGAGGGGUGCACGGAGUGAGCCUGGCGUUAACGGCCGAGAAUCAGUUCAGUGGAGAGGAACAUCGGAAAAUCUCUGAUCUCGCUGAUAAGGGAGAGCGGGCGGACAGUUCUAAACUCCUCCUGAGCCUGGUGAUGGAGAAAGGCUCCCGUGCCCAGAGGGUGAUGUGGGAAACCUUUGUGAAAAUGCGGAUUGGUGUCCCAAAUUUGGACAAAAUACUGAAGGAAAUACAGAUAUAUGGUUGUGAUCCCUCCCAUCGACCAAAUCCCGGUCAACUUUUACAAGAGGUUCUCAGUGAGCUGAAAGGGCAAUGUGUUCCAGGCAACCACGACUCUCUGAUUAUCCCUGACAUCCCCAUUCAUUCUGCACACUCUCAACUUCAAAGUAUUCCCUCUGGUAUUAGACAUUUCAACCGCGACAAACCAAUUCUCUCUGUCUACUCUAUCUAUGCCUCCCAUUAUGUUGUCAACCUGUGUCUGAGCUUCCCUCAGCCUCUGAUGAUCCAGGGAAAACAAACUAAUUUUAUCCUGCCUCUCAUGAUAGCACAUGCCCUCUGAACCAGGCAGUAUCCUGGUAAACCACUUCUGCUCCCUCUCUAAAGCCUCACAAUCCCUCCGGUAGUGGGGUGAUCAGAGCGUUACGCACUGGUCCAGACAAGGCCGAAGCAGAGUUCAUCAAGUUGAAACUUGACCUCUGUUUCCACCAGCGGUUGUAAUUUGGGCAGGGCCUCUAAGUUGUUCCGCCAUGCGGAUCUGACCAUGUAAAUGUUGGCACUGUGACAGGGAGCACAGGGAGACACAGGGAAACGUGUUUGGUAUAGGGAGAGUUUUUAAAGGACAUUUGAGCAAAGGGACAGAGAUCUGCCGAGUUUGAGGAAAGUGGUCAGACCGCUCUGGGGCCUGCAAAUACAGAUCUCUCCACCGGAGUCUGAGUGGAGAAGGGGAUGAUCUGGAGAAAGGAAAAAAACAAAAACAACUUAUAUUUCCUCACACCAAAAAGUCAAAACCUUCCCUUGUCAGCCAGUGCCCCCUCCUGAACAGCCUCACCCUUAACCAGUUUCUAAAAUCCCCCGGUUCCUGCAGAUUAUCGUUUCUUAGAGUUGGGCGUCACUGAAGUUCCAGUCACAGAAUAGUAAUAAUAGCAUCACUUUAAUUAGAAAACCGGGUAACAUCCCAACUGGUCUGUUCAACCACAGAGUAGCAUAUGAACACACUGUGUUCACAUAUACACUCCCUAGUACAAUCACUGCUACAGUAUUACAGAGGGUGAGACUGGGGGACAUAUUCCUCAGCUCAGUCCACAGAAGCUGAAAUUCCUGUCUGCCUGUGUUGUGUGAUGGACACUGUGGGAGGGUGAGAGAUGGGAAUUAGGACAGGGAAACCCAGGGGUGUGGGAUUGCGGCAAGAAAAUUGCAAAGGACUGAAAAUAUCUAUAAAUAGUAUUGCAAUUAGUUAUAUUGUGACCAUCUGGAUUGGAAACUUCACUACAUCCAUAAGCCCGUCUUGUCUGUGAAAACGGAGCCCGGGGCAGUGCAUGGGCUCAGAGAUUGUGAGGCUUCAUCACUGCAGACUGAGUUAGAUCACCCAACUGCACAUUUAACAGAGGAAAGAGCGUAGGAAAGACAAAUAUCACAAAACAUAUUAAUAUUGCAUCAGCUCAUGUUUUAUCUGAUUAUUAGAAACUUUUAAUAGAAAUAUAAGGAAUCCUGGUCAGAACCCUGGUUCAGUCUCUCUCAUUUACACAAACAAAUCGCAAAGACGAUAAUUUAAAUAUGGGUCCAUUGAUAGAAGCUUACAAACUACUCAAGUCCCUGUCACCACUGUUAAUGUUGUUCCAGUUCAGUUCCGGUCAAUGAAACCCCUCAGUUUCCCUGCACCAUGGAUUUGGUAAAUUGCUGCAAGCCUGUUCUUCACUUUUCCUUAUGUUGUUUGCCGAGAGAGCAGACUCAACUGUGAAAUAUGGACUGUUCCAGAGAGAUGUUGAAUAUAUCUGUUAGCAACUCAGUUAGCUGGGCUGCCCAGUCUUUCAGAACCCCACCUGGUAUAUUAUCGGGCCCUGCAGAUCUGGAUGGGUUGACUCUGGCCAGGGUCGUCCUCACCUCAGCUUCAGCCAGACAGAGGAUCUACUGAUUAUUGAAGAACAUAAUUUCUGCCACUGUCACAUUCUCUAAAGUAAGUAUGUCCACAAUCACUGUUUUCCUACGCUCCCCAUCACAGCCGAAUACAUUGAAUGGAGACCCCACACAUACACAGGGUCAGGAGCCCACACAGGGUCCUGACACACUGUGAGAUCCCACACACCUCUGUUAUGGUCCUGACAGACUGUGAGAUCAGAUUUAUUAGGGAGAUGAAUGUAAAUGAACCCCUAGGAGGAAUCUAGGGACUGCAUAAAUGAAAAGGAAAUGCAAUAUAAUGUAGCGAAAGUGAGUGGGAAGUUAGUUGAUUGGGAAACUUUUAAAAUCUAACAAAAGGCAACAAAAAAUAUGAAGAAAGCGAAAGAAUUGAAAUUAUCAGCAAACACACAGAAAAUGCUGGAGAAACUCAACAGACCAGACAGCAUCUAUGGAGAAAAUACAGUCAACGUUUCGGCCUGAGAAAAUCCGGUGGGACUGGAGAUAAAACGCUGAGG